Messenger RNA from Phytophthora nicotianae INRA-310, 878 nucleotides. RefSeq lists its product as hypothetical. NCBI's taxonomy places the organism in Eukaryota, Oomycota, Peronosporomycetes, Peronosporales, Peronosporaceae. The transcript has a single exon. The record is from RefSeq and is a predicted model, not a curated record. Bases 142 to 657 code for a protein of 171 amino acids.
UGUCUAGGCUUUCCAAACCCUUGAUUGGAAGUUCAGCCAAAUUGAUGACCCGUGCACUGCAAGCUACAUGUAUAGAAGCGCAUAUUGUAGACGAUCGGGUGGCUCAUUCCGGCUUUCGCGCGCAGGACGCAACACAUCAGCAUGAGAUUUCGAUUUGGAGAAGGCGAGGAGCAACUUUUUGCAACAGACAUUCUCCCGCUACUCGACGUGGAUAAUGAAGAUGAGAGCUGCACGAGUUCCACCUGCGGCGAUUCGAGUGCAGACUCGAGUACGGUGGACACUUGCACCGCGAAAUUGAAAGCUGGCGAGAUGCUACCAGCACCACGCUCGAGAUUGCGAUUAAGGAGUAAAAUCGAGCGCUUGCGUCGCGAAAUUCAAACUCUUGGGGUGGAGCUUGCAGAUCUACAACGUCCAGGACGAGGACUGGCGGCUACAGCAGUGAAGCGUACUCACAUCUCGCGGUGGCAAUUUAUUGCAGCGAAAAACAAACAGCAGCGAGAACGUGCAGAACACGACAACAAAGUGCUGAAGAGGAUGAUCGCUGCACAAAACAUACUUGCAAAGUCAAUCCUCAACGGGCGCUUCCGGCUUUCAAGUAAAGUCCGUUGCACUGUAAGCACUUCGUCGCGCCGAAGGUAUCCACGGAUCAAUGUGUAAGCUCAUAAUUGUUAUGCUCUGGUUAAGGUGGAUCAUAGCAAGCGUAGGAACCCAGAUUUGCCUCAUGCAUUUGUAUAACUAUUGAACAACGAUCACAUAGAUGACAAGCCAGCUGCAUGUAGCUGGCCUGUGUGCAAAGUAAUGCUCGAGUCGGAAUAACGUAGUAUUUUAUGCAGAUGUGUAGGUUACUGAAGCACGUGUAGGCGUAAUGAUAACUCUCG